AGUUACUGAAAAAUUUCAGAUGGUUUAUUGCAUCUAGCAACGAGUUGAAUUGAAAUCGGUAGCGGCAAUUUGUCAAUUAAAAUACUGUACAUUUGUCGCGAAAUCUGCCAAGCGGCUUUAGACGUGGCAGUGAAAUUAUUGAGUAGUGGUCGGAAAUUACGAUAAAGGUAAACCCUAGCUCUGGAAUUGAAUCCCAAUUCUCUUCUCAUCUCCUGCUCCACUCCUCUCCUUCAAAGCAGUGAUGGCGAAUUCGAAUUUCGGCUUCCCGAUCUUCAUUCUCGCCGCUCUGUUGCUGGCCUCCUCGACGAUCGCCACCUCCCAAGCUCCAUUCAUCGUCGCCCACAAGAAGGCCUCUCUCACUAGCCUCAAACCCGGCUCUGAACGCGUCUCCGUCUCCAUCGAUAUCUACAAUCAAGGAUCCGCGACUGCUUACGACGUGACACUUCACGAUGAUAACUGGUCUAGUGAUGUAUUUGGCAUUGUCGCUGGUAACACAUCAGUCUCCUGGGAAAGGCUUGAUGCUGGGGUAGUUCUAUCACAUUCCUUUGAGUUGGAGGCGAAAACAAAAACUGUUUUUUAUAGUCCACCAGCAGUAGUAACUUAUCGUGUUCCUACAAAAUCCACCUUGCAGGAGGCAUUCUCAACUCCAAUCCUACCACUUGAAAUCCUAGCUGAUAGGCCUCCGGUGAAGAAGCUUGACUGGGCAAAGAAGCUGCUGGCUAAAUACGGAUCCCUUGUUUCGGUGGUAAUCAUUGUUGUCUUGUUCGUGUACCUGGUGGCCUCUCCAUCCAGUGGUGCCAAGGGUAGCAAGAAGAAGCGCUAAUCAACAAACUUAUGUGCGUUGCAACCUCAUUGCCCUCUAUUCUGUAACUGGUGCUGCUGGUUUUUGGGUUCUGUUUUUGUUAGUACAAUUUUCACACUUGUAGCAUUAGACACUAGACGUGAGAUAGCAUGAUAGUACAUCGGCCUCUCUUGAUAUUUAACUCUCCAUAAAAAGUCUUCAUAUUGAUGUUUUGCUUUUGUUGA
Salvia splendens (bonfire salvia) is the source of this 1026-nucleotide messenger RNA. RefSeq names its product translocon-associated protein subunit beta. The coding region runs from base 242 to 823 and encodes 193 amino acids. Gene Ontology annotation, cellular component: endoplasmic reticulum. The transcript is spliced from 6 exons. The record is from RefSeq and is a predicted model, not a curated record. Lineage: Eukaryota; Viridiplantae; Streptophyta; Magnoliopsida; Lamiales; Lamiaceae.